This is a messenger RNA of Fusarium venenatum, 1134 nucleotides long. Its product is annotated as Alpha/Beta hydrolase protein. Gene Ontology annotation, cellular component: membrane. NCBI's taxonomy places the organism in Eukaryota, Fungi, Ascomycota, Sordariomycetes, Hypocreales, Nectriaceae. The record is from RefSeq and is a predicted model, not a curated record. Gene Ontology annotation, molecular function: monoacylglycerol lipase activity.
AUGACGAGGAGCGUAUCGCAACGAUGCAAGGAAGAGUCGAUGGCUGAGCAAGCUAAGCUUUUAGUUGCGGACCUCAUGGCUUGUGUUCCUAUUGUCAGCCUAACACGAAAUGUGGUGUCCAAUAGGAGAUACUGGAAAGCUGUCAAAAAUGCCGACAUAAAGUCAAUAACUUACACCCAACCUCUCAUCGAUAUCUUUUUCUUGUCUUUGGCCAAACCCGCUGAACUUGCGCAUCAAAUGUCGACCGAGGUUGAAGGAACCUUUGAGGUGGCAGAAGCCAGCCUCUACACCAAGACUUGGACACCUCAAGGCCCCGUUAAAGCCCAGGUCAUCCAUGUUCAUGGCUUCAGUGAUCACAUCAACUGGUACGAUGACGUGUAUCGAAUUUUGGCCUCUAGCGGCAUUCAAGUCUUUGGUUUUGACCAGAGAGGCUGGGGCCGCAGUGUCAAGCAACCUUCUGACAAAGGAAACACCGGCGCGACACCGCGCGUAAUUGCUGAUAUUGCAGCAUUCAUCGAGAGCAAGUUGCCUUCUGAUGUCCCGGUUUUUGUUCUGGGCCACUCGAUGGGUGGCGGCGAGGUUCUCACACUUGCGGCUGAUCCUCAGUACGCCAAGCUCGUCAGCCAAGUGCGCGGUUGGAUUCUUGAGGCCCCUUUCAUCGGAUUCGCACCCGAAGAAGUCCCAAGCUGGUUCAAAAUUGUAGCAGGUCGACUAGCUUGUAAGAUUUUGCCGAGAUUCCAGCUCAAGCAUCAGCUCGACGUCAUGAACUUGACACGAAAACCCGAGGUAGCAAAGGGCUUCAAGGAAGAUCCUCUCUGCCAUGACACAGGUACUCUGGAAGGUCUGGCGUCGCUUCUCGACCGUACGGCGGCUCUGCAAUCGGGGUCUAUAAAGUUAGGCAAGGAAGUAAAGUCUCUCUGGCUCGGCCACGGAGACCACGACAAGGCUUGCAGCUAUGAAGCCGCCAUGGAAUUCGCAAAGAACCAGGACAUCGAUGACAAGGUGGUCAAGACGUAUGUGGGAGGUUACCACGCUCUGCAUGUGGACCUGUGCCAGGAGGAAUAUGCGAAGGAUAUUACUGCUUGGAUCCUAGACAGGAGUACAGGAGAGAGACCAAUCGAGGCGAAGCUAUAA